GGGUUCCUCCAUCGCCAAAAUCAUUGGAAACAACGUCAAAGCGUCCAACCGCUUUGACCCCAUGGUAAACAUGUGGGUUUACGAGGAAACCGUCGACGGGAGGAAACUCACAGAGAUCAUCAACACCGAACACGAAAAUGUUAAAUACCUGCCAGGUCACAAGCUGCCCAAGAAUGUGGUGGCCAUCCCCGACAUAACCGAAGCCACGAAAGGAGCCAAGAUUCUGGUSUUCGUGAUCCCUCACCAGUUCAUCCACAAGAUUUGUGAUCAGAUGAAGCCUCAUGUGACCGAGGGAACCAUUGGGAUUUCUCUCAUCAAAGGCGUUGAUGAAGGUCCAAACGGACUGAAACUCAUUUCAGACAUCAUCCGAGAGAAACUGGAGAUCGAGGUCAGCGUUCUGAUGGGCGCCAACAUCGCCAACGAGGUGGCGGAUGAGAAGUUCUGUGAAACCACCAUUGGGGCAAAAAAUGAGGCAAAUGGCCGCAUUUUUAAGGAGCUCCUGCAGACUCCCAAUUUUCGGAUCACCGUUGUUCAUGAGAGCGAUACAGUGGAGCUGUGUGGAGCCUUAAAGAAUAUCGUAGCCGUCGGCGCUGGGUUCUGCGACGGCCUCGGAUUCGGCGACAACACCAAAGCAGCAGUGAUCAGGCUGGGUCUGAUGGAAAUGGUCGCAUUCGCCAAGAUAUUUUGCAAAAGCCAGGUGAGCUCCAGCACCUUCCUUGAAAGCUGUGGCGUGGCGGACCUCAUCACCACCUGCUACGGAGGGCGGAACCGCAAAGUMGCGGAGGCCUUCGUCACAACGUCUAAAUCUAUCGCUGAGCUAGAGGCAGAAAUGCUCAACGGCCAGAAGCUCCAGGGUCCACAGACCUCGGCUGAGGUCUACAAGAUUCUGCAAAAGCAGGACAUGGUCAACAAGUUUCCAUUGUUUGCCGCGGUCUACCAGAUCUGUUACGAAGGCAAAGAGGUGAAAGAGUUCAUCACCUGUCUGCAGAACCACCCAGAACACAUGUAGCACAACCUGACUGCAACCAGACUGGUUGCUGGUCCUGCAGUAGCGACUGCCGACCACUAGAUGACGACAGAGGUUCAUCAGGAAAAUAAAAUCAGUGGCAUCUGAAGAUUUCUUUUAAAGAAUGAUUGCCAAUAUUUGUUACCUCCUUUUUAAAAUKGUCCAUUACAAUUAAGAAUCUUGGAAAAGUUAGAAGUAAAAAAAAAGGCAAAUUUUUUUAUCAGUGGCAGUGGAUUCACCUACUUGAAGAAAAUAAUUUCAAUUUUCUCCUAUUACCUACAGUGUCUUCACUUUUUUACUUUUAUAUCACUACAUUAUUUAUGUUCAUGAUCUCAAAAUCAAGUUAUGUUUACUCCUUUUUAAUCUUGAUGUGGAGUUUUUUCCUAUUAAAACCAGUUUAUAAAAAA
Austrofundulus limnaeus is the source of this 1413-nucleotide messenger RNA. RefSeq names its product glycerol-3-phosphate dehydrogenase [NAD(+)], cytoplasmic. Gene Ontology annotation, molecular function: glycerol-3-phosphate dehydrogenase [NAD(P)+] activity; protein homodimerization activity; NAD binding. NCBI's taxonomy places the organism in Eukaryota, Metazoa, Chordata, Actinopteri, Cyprinodontiformes, Rivulidae. Gene Ontology annotation, cellular component: cytosol. Gene Ontology annotation, biological process: carbohydrate metabolic process; glycerol-3-phosphate catabolic process. The record is from RefSeq and is a predicted model, not a curated record.